Molecule: messenger RNA, 1017 nt
Organism: Chanos chanos (milkfish)
Lineage: Eukaryota; Metazoa; Chordata; Actinopteri; Gonorynchiformes; Chanidae
Gene: ccno
Product: cyclin O
Exons: 3
Coding region: 1-1017 (338 amino acids)
Source: RefSeq, a predicted model, not a curated record
AUGUCUGUUUUAAGUGAUUCUGGUUUUGAGGAGGAUAUUCAAAGUUUAUCUCCAUCCCCGCCUCCGUUGCUUCACUGGUCAACUGUACCACAAGACAGACUGGUGGCUGACAGGCAGGAUUUCCAGGAGUACGACGAAAGCUGCUUUGUCAUUCAGUUACACAACGAAGAGACGUUCCUCGCCAGUGACUGUUUGGCUCGACAGCCGCAGGUUACUGCAGAGGCGCGCUGUAAGUUAGUGAGCUGGCUGAUAGCUGUCCACAGACACUUCAAACUGUCGUUUGAAUCAUGCUGUCUCGCUGUCAAUAUUAUGGACCGGUUUUUGGUCACGACAUCAGUGGCUGCGGACUGCUUCCAGUUGCUUGGCGUAACGUCCCUGCUUAUCGCUACAAAACAGGUGGAGGUGUGCUCCCCUCGGAUAAAGCAGCUCCUGUCCCUCUGCUGUAACACCUUUUCCAGAGAGCAGCUUUGCAACCUGGAAUGUCUAAUCCUGCUGAGGCUAAAUUUCAGGCUGGCCGCACCCACACACGCCUUCUUUCUCGACUACUACAGCAGCCGCAGUACGGCACAGUGGGUCACCCCUGCUGGAGCCGACGGCAGGAAAACAGCUGACGGCACAGGUGACUGUCUGAAUGGGAGGAGAUGUGACUGGGACCACAGAUCUAUAGAGGCUGAGGCGUGUAAGAGUUUGGCACGCAGGAUCUGUGAACUGAGUUUGGCAGAUUAUGCUUUCAACAGAUAUGCUCCAUCAGUGACAGCCCAGUGUGCAGUGAGAUUGGCCACAGACAUUCUGAGGAGCCAGUCAAAUGAGCCGUCUCCCACUGGACUCACUGACUCUUUGCAGACAUCAUGUGACCAAUCACAAACUCAAGAACAGAAGCAGAACAAUGCACUCAAUUAUAUAGACAAUUUGCCACCAGAGGGCGACAGUCACCACCUCAUACAACAAUGUAUGGAAAGCCUCAGGUUGUUAGUUUCUCUUAAUUAUGAGGCAAUGCAGAGCUUGACUGCUUUAUAA